Messenger RNA from Symbiodinium pilosum, 759 nucleotides. The record is from the annotation of a GenBank genome assembly. Lineage: Eukaryota; Dinophyceae; Suessiales; Symbiodiniaceae.
AUGGACGUUCUGGCGCGUGCGUGCGCCUGGCUUUGCCAGCCCCAUACAGCCCAGGUGCAACAAGCUCAGCAAGUUCAGCAAGCUGUUUGCUUCGAAGUCUGCCUGGGGGUUUCGCCUGUGCCACCACCACCACCACCAAAGCCGCUAUCCCUGAACACGUCCAUGAUGCUUCAAGCCAAGCUCCCCCCUUUCUUGUCGUUGAAGGAUGUCCUGGCACUUCGGGCCAGCUGCAUCUCCUUCUCAAGGACGAAAGUGUUCCAUCUGCUGCUCAAGUACUGCUCAAAGGUUUCAGUCCGGAAAGCGCUUGAGAGUCAUCAGUCCGCAGAGAAACUGGUGCUGAGUCCCUGGCAACCACCGGUCCCGGGCAUCCCGGGCAUCCCGGGCAGGAGGAUGAAGAGCAAGAAGCCUAAUGGAACAUUUUCAUGCUGUUGCGGGACGUGCUGCCCGUCCAACAGAGACAAGUAUCGAGGCAGUGGAUGCUUGGAUUGCAACCCACGGGACAUUUACCUGGAGCCCCUGUUCGGAGUUCUCUGCCGUCCGGUGAUCUGGGCCGCAGGUGAAGCCGGCCACAGCAUGUCCAAAGCACCACAUGCAGAUGAAGACAGCUAUGAGAGAGGUCGCCAGUGGAACGGCAUACAAUCUUUUUUGUGGGGAAUCGGAAACCUGGAACGCUGCUGCUGGGGCACAGGGCGCUUACAUGAGACCAUCGACAGCGGAUGGCGCCGUCCGCCGGUCGACGAGCACGAGAUUCUUCUGUGA